This is a messenger RNA of Sinocyclocheilus grahami, 4936 nucleotides long. Its product is annotated as pappalysin-1-like. Gene Ontology annotation, molecular function: protein binding; metalloendopeptidase activity. The record is from RefSeq and is a predicted model, not a curated record. NCBI's taxonomy places the organism in Eukaryota, Metazoa, Chordata, Actinopteri, Cypriniformes, Cyprinidae. The transcript is spliced from 22 exons. The coding region runs from base 122 to 4936 and encodes 1604 amino acids. Gene Ontology annotation, biological process: proteolysis; cell surface receptor signaling pathway.
UUGACAGGCUUUUGUAAAAGCAAAAGACCGGGAGAGAUCUCCAAAGACGAGCGCUAUUUAGUAUUUUGAAAUCAUCAAAUCCCCUAUCCAUUGACAAAAAAAUUAUUUUCUCCACUUGAAAAUGAAACUUUUGCCCAUUUGCACUUGGCUCCUAUGCCUUUUGCUUUUUAUCGUGUGCUUGGGAUCUGAGUGUGGGACUCCACGGCGAAUUUUAAGGUCUAAAAGAGACUUGGUACGCAUCAGGGAAGCCAGAAGUACCUUCCCAGGACCUUGUGCCACACGCCUGCCUCGGGGCAGACGCUCACUUCCCGGGAUAGAUCGGCGCUCCUCUCGCCUGUCACAGGCGGGGGAAAGCAGCCCAGGUCGGCGGAGGGCUGUUUACUUUACCGGUCGAGGAGACCAACUGCGUCUGAAACCCAAUGCAGAGGUGCCAAGGGGAAAUUUCACCCUGGAAAUGUGGAUAAAACCUGAGGGUGGGCAGCGCACUCCAGCUGUUAUCGGAGGUCUCUAUGAUAAAUGCUUCUACGCAUCCAGCGAUAGAGGAUGGUUACUUGGCAUCAAAGCAGUCAGCGAACAAGCCAACCGUGACCCUCGUGUCUUCUUCUCCCUCAAGACAGACCGAGCCCACAAGCUCACCACAAUCACCUCCAAUGCACCCUACACACCCAAUCAAUGGUCACACGUGGCCGUCACCUACAACGGUCUCUUUAUGAAGCUGUAUGUAAACGGGGCGCAGGUUGCUGUAAGUCGAGAUCAAUCCGGUGAGAUUUUUAGCCCCCUUACCAAGAAGUGCAAGGUGCUCAUGAUCGGUGGCAAUGCAUUAAACCACAACUACAGGGGAACAAUGGAACACUUGAGCUUGUGGCAUCGGGCUCUGAGCCAACGUGAGAUCAUUAGAUACAUGGGUCUCAGUUUGGGUCAGUUUGGUGACCUCUCUCAGCUGGUCGUCUAUGAGAACUUCGAGAGCAUGUCAAGACGGUGGCUGACGGUGAAAGAUGGCAGUUUCCCCCGGUUGGAGGACUCAGACCGGAGCCUGGCGGCUGUCCUCGGUGAUGCUGCACUGAAACCUCCACCUUGCGGACAGACCGUGUGUGACAAUGUGGAGGUGGUUACAAACUACUACCAGCUCUGGAGCUUCCGCAAACCCAAGACGGUGCGCUACCGAGUGAUAAACGUUUACGACGAUGACGGACGGUGGCCGAUGAUUACAGACCACCAGAUCAACCUUCAGCACCAGCACUUGAACAAUGCUUUCCGCGUCUACAACAUCUCCUGGGAGCGCACCAUUCACAACGUAUACAACUCAUCCUUACGUAACCGCCUAAUACUGGCCAACUGUGAUAUCAGCAAAGUGGGUGAUGAAGAGUGCGAUCCAGAAUGUAACCACACUCUUACUGGCUUUGACGCCGGAUACUGUAAGAGGCAGGGCGCACGCUGCCCCGAAUACAAGCAGGGGAACGGGGUUUGUGACCCAGAGUGUAACUGGGACAAUUUCUAUUACGAUCAUGGGGACUGCUGCAACCCCAACAUCACUGAUGUCACCAAGACCUGCUUUAAUCCUGCAUCACCCCACAGGGCUUACAUGAACGUGAAAGAGCUGAAAGAGGUUUUGAAUUUGGAUGGAUCCACGCACUUGAACAUCUUCUUUGCUAACUCAUCUGAUGAAGACGUGGCUGGUGUGGGCACUUGGCCCUGGGAUAAAGAAGCUUUGACACAUUUAGGUGGGAUUGUAUUAAACCCUUUAUUUUAUGGUACAUUUGGCCACACUCACACCAUGAUCCAUGAGAUUGGCCACAGCCUUGGACUGUACCAUGUCUUCAGGGGAAUCUCAGAGGUGGAGUCCUGUAACGAUGCCUGCUUAGAGACUGAGCCGUCUCUUGAGACGGGGGAUCUGUGUGUAGAUACAAAUCCCACACCCAAGUACAAGUACUGCAGAGAUCCUGAGCCAGGCAACGACACCUGCGGCAGAUGUCAUUUCACAAACACCCCCUUCAACAAUUACAUGAGCUAUGCUGAUGAUGACUGCACAGAUUCCUUCACGCUGAACCAGGUGGCCCGGAUGCACUGUUACCUGGAUCUGAUCUACCAGUCUUGGAGACCUGGCAGUAAACCAGCUCCUGUUCCUCUACCUCCUCGAGUAACAGCACAGGACCAAGACUCUACUACACUAGAGUGGUUCCCUGCCCUCACCGGCCAUUACUUAGACAGAGAAGUGGGAUCAGUUUGUGACAGAUGUACUGAAGUUGGGGUGCUCCUACAGUAUGCCUCGAAUUCUUCUUCUCCCAGACCCUGCUCUCCCUCCGGCCACUGGAGUCCUCGUGAAGCAGAAGGUCCACCAGAUGUAGAGCAGGCCUGUGAAGCGAGCGUCAGCACUUGGAGCCCCAACGCCGGCCUAGACUCGAGUAGUGUUGGCUCAGCAUCUUGCCCACCCCAGGGCUGUAUGCUGCAGCUCGAGUUUGCCUAUCCGCUGGUGCCUGACUCCCUCACUGUUUGGGUCACUUUCUUCUCUCCAGAGGAGACUGGACUGCCUGCAAUCCACGACAUCCUUCUGCUGACCCUCAGUGGUAACAACAUCUCGCUGGGCCCACAGUAUGUGUUCUGUGACACACCGUUGACACUUAAGCUAGAUGUGAAGGAGGAGGUGUAUGGGGUGCAGUUCUUCACCAUGGAGCAGCACUUGGAAAUCGACGCCACAUUGCUUGCCUCAAAGCCAGACAAUCCUCUGUGCAGAUCGAGUCAUCCUCUACGCUAUAGACUGGUUCGACAGCCACCAUUCACACAUUCACCAUAUGGGCUGAUCCUUCAGGAACCCACUCUGAGAUAUGUGGACAGGGACUUAAAGCCUGAUGAGACGUACACCUACCACGUGCUGACAGUGUCUAGAAGAGCGGAGAGUGAACCAUCUCCUCCUCUCUCUCACCAGCUGGGCUCACCCUACUGUGGAGAUGGACUCAUCCAAAAAUAUCUUGGAGAGCAAUGUGAUGACAUGAACUUUGCUAAUGGAGAUGGCUGCUCAAACCAGUGCAAGAAAGAGCUGUUGUUCAACUGUGUUGAUGAGCCCAGCUUAUGUUACUUCUACGAUGGUGAUGGUGUGUGUGAGGACUUUGAGCGGGAGGUGAGCAUAAGGGACUGUGGUCUCUAUACUCCGAGCGGCUUCCUGGAUCAGUGGGCCACUGCGGUGGAGGUGUCCAAUGAGGAGAAGAUACACUGUCCAGCGGAGGUGGCUGUUGGAUAUCCUGCAGUGACAAAGAGCUGUCAGUCGAAGGUGUUUGACCUGUCACAUGGCGUGUCUCAGUAUGCUUGGUUUCCCUGUGAGGAGUCUCAGCAGCACAGCUGGAUUUCACAAUAUUGGUUGAAGGCCUAUUAUGCCCAUCCUAUGGUGGCUGCCGCGGUCAUUAUCCACCUGGCUGCAGACGGAACAGCCGACAUCGACCAGAGACAACACAACAUUACUAUUCAGCUGGUGGACACUAAGGAGCAAACCCACCCUCUCGGGGACUGGAGGCUGAGCUGCCGGAACAAUCCAUUGGUGAUUCCUGUGAGUCAUGACCUGAGCGUGGCUUUCUACCGGACAAAAGCCAUUAUAGUGAGCUUCAGCUCUCCUCUGGUGGCCAUCUCAGGUGUUGGGCUGCGCUCCUUUCAAUAUUUUGACCCCAUCACUAUCAGCGGAUGCCAGAGCAAUGAAAUCUAUAACCCCAUGGGCCAAAGUUGCGUUCAUUACUCAUGUGACGCCAUUGAAUGUCAGAAGCCAAUGGUCAGUAAUGCAGAGAUGAAGUGCAAUAGUCCUGGAUACUUCAAUGGAGCUCGCUGUACUAUCACCUGCAACCGAGGAUAUACACUGAAGAUACAGCGAGAUGACGAUAUCAUUAAAACACAGUCUGAAUCCACGGUGAUCCUCACCUGUGCGGAUGGGAAAUGGAACAAGCAGGUGACCUGUGAACCUGUGGACUGCGGGCGGCCUGACAAGUACCACGUGCACCCGGCUAUCUUUGAGUUCUCUGAAGGAACCACCUACGGCAAGAAGUGCACUUUUCAGUGCCGGGAGCCGGCUCAGUUAGUGGGAAGUAAUAACGUGCUGACGUGUAUGGAGGAUGGCAUGUGGUCCUUCCCCGAGGCUCUGUGUGAGCUGCGCUGUCCGGUCCCUCCUCCUGUACCCAACGCUGUCCUGCAGACCAAACGCUGCAAUGCCACAGGCCUCAAAGUUGGGUCUUUCUGCAAGUACAAGUGCAAGCCUGGCUACCAUGUGCCCCACAUAAACAAGCCCAAGAGGGCAGUGCCUGUGAUGUACCACAGGCGUGCGUUUAAGCGGCAGUGUACGGAGGAUGGAACCUGGCAGUCGGGUGAGUGUGUGGCAGUCACAUGUGAGCCGCCUCCUCCCAUUUUCCACGGUACCUACAAGUGCACAAAUGGCUUUCAGUUCAACAGCGACUGCUGGAUCGACUGCAACAGGGCUAACCACACGGGUCCUUCCACCAACGUGAUCCGCUGCAGAAAGGACGGGAACUGGACCGGUUCUUUCCGUCUUUGCCCCAACCUGACAGGCCAGUGUUCCCUUCCACAAAAUCUCAGCCCAACUAUCCAUCUCAACUGCAAGGACGGACACGGCAUAGGAAAGGAGUGUGAGGUGGCGUGUAGAGAUGCUAGCAGCAGUGUGGUCCUCCUGCCCAGCAACACGAGCGUUGCAGCUGUGAUGAAAGACCACUGGUGGAACCCACCCAAAGUUAAGAAUAUUGUGUGCACCAUGGGACUAAAGUGGUAUCCUAACCCAGAGGCCCUCCACUGUAUUAAGGGAUGCGAGCCGUUUAUGGGUGAUAAUUACUGUGACGCCAUCAACAACCGAGCGUUCUGCAACUACGAUGGUGGAGACUGCUGCCAUUCUACUGUUAAAACCAAAAAGGUUUUGGAGUCAGUCACGGCAUCUUUCAGCUAUGAGUGA